AUGCAUCUGCUUUCUGCUCUUCUUGUUUUGUUCUCUCUUAGUGACGGUUUCAGUCCUAACUGUCCAGGAAGAUGUAGCUGUGAUUCUGAGCAGUCGGUGCAAUGCUACAGAGUGAUGGAGGUGCCAUCAGGUAUUCCUCCCACCACCAAGAGACUCUACAUCAGCCAUAGCAAAAUCCAGCACCUCCAGCAAUCUAACUUCACCAGAAUGUUGGCUCUGGAAGAUUUUAUUCUUCUGGCCAGUGGAACAGAGUCUGUAGAAAAUGACACCUUCAAAAUUCUGAAUACCUUGAAGACCUUAGAACUCUGGAAAAAUAAGUUAAGACGAGUCCCCAGUGCUCUCCCAGCCAGUCUCGAAGUGUUAAAACUAAAUGAUAACUCAAUAUAUGUCCUACAUGGAUCAGAUUUUGAAGGACUGAAGAAAUUGAAAGUCCUUGAACUUAAAAACAACCUGAUCUCCUCCCUGUCUCCCAGCAUGCUCUCCUCCCUUGUCAGUUUGCAAAGUUUGAUGGUGGAUGAUAACAAUAUAGAGUCUGUAACUGGACCCUUCAUUCUUCCCCAUCUGAAACACAUGAGCAUGGAGAAUAAUAAGCUACAUCGUAUAUCAGGUGGCUUCUUUACUUCUCUGCAGUCUUUGCAGUUUCUCAGUUUCAGUGGUAAUUUUCUAACUAAAAUUCCUAUUAAUUUACCCAAAUCCUUGCUAUCUUUAAAGAUGGAGAGAAACCAGCUCAAAGUGGUUAGGUUUCAAGAUAUGAAACACUUGGAGAACCUUUCCCAUCUUUACCUGUCAGAGAACCUCCUCUCUUCCAUUGAUGGGGCACAGAUCCUUGCCAAUUUAACUACUCUUGAGGUAUCCCAAAACCAACUUCAAACACUGCCCUUCAGACUACCAGUAAGGCUACAGAAGCUUGACUGUAGCAACAAUCUGAUCCAGAAAGUUACAGCACAAGACUUUCAGGACCUUCCAGACUUGAAACAUCUGUUUCUGGACAAUAACGUUGUCAGCUUAUUUGAAGCUGGGGCCCUUCAGAAGUGUUCUCAGCUGUCCAACCUGGCCCUGGAGCAGAACCUGCUGUUGUCUAUACCUUUAAGGCUCCCCAAGACCUUAGCCAGGCUGGACCUAAAAGGCAAUGCAAUCCAGGAUAUUGCUGAGAGGGAGCUCAAGGAUCUCAAGCAGCUUCAGGUUCUAAACCUGAGGAACAACAAGAUCUCUGCCUUAGAUCUCAAAGCCUUGGAGGGUCUGCCUCGCCUCAGGCACUUGUACCUGGAUGGAAAUCCGUGGAAUUGCACCUGUACUCUCCUAAGAGCCAGGGAGAUACUGAAGGCCAAGGGCACAGAUGUGAAGGGAGGACGGUGUGCAGCCCCAGCAGAACAACAAGGGGAAAGCUGGAUGUCUUCCAAGAAGAUUAUGAAGCAAUGCGAGCAGCACUUACACUUGACCGAGAAAAGCAAAGAGGUCAAAAAGAAACCCAAACCGGAAGACUCCUCCAGCAUCAAACUCAUCAUGGACGAUGAUGAUUACGAUUAUGAAAUAGAUUAA
Marmota flaviventris (yellow-bellied marmot) is the source of this 1539-nucleotide messenger RNA. RefSeq names its product nephrocan-like. The record is from RefSeq and is a predicted model, not a curated record. Gene Ontology annotation, molecular function: protein binding. NCBI's taxonomy places the organism in Eukaryota, Metazoa, Chordata, Mammalia, Rodentia, Sciuridae.